Molecule: messenger RNA, 3695 nt
Organism: Rubroshorea leprosula
Lineage: Eukaryota; Viridiplantae; Streptophyta; Magnoliopsida; Malvales; Dipterocarpaceae
Source: the annotation of a GenBank genome assembly
ACGCCAUUUACUCCACUCCAUCCUCCCCUUCUUCUUCUUCUCCGGCGAAUCCACAAUGCCCUUUUCUUUCUCCGUCUUCUUCUUCAUCUUGUUAUUCUUAUCCUCUGGACUCCUCCCUUUCUCCUCCGCUUCACGCCGUCGGAUCCUCCACCAGCCCUUCUUCCCUCUAAACACCAUUCCACCAUCUAAACCGCCGUCUCCUUCCCCUCCAGUUCCUCCCAACCCCAAGUUCCCCUUCUCCUCAUCCACUGCUACCCCUAAUGAUUCACCAUUUUUCCCUUCCUAUCCUGCUUCUCCCCCGCCUCCCCCUUCUGCCACUUUCGCUUCCUUCCCUGCUAAUAUCUCCUCACUCAUCCUCCCCCACAGCCCUACUCCCAAAUCUAAUUCUCGGAAGCUCCUCAUUGUUGCACUGUCCGCCGUCAUUUCCGCCGCUGUUGUCGCCGGAGUUCUUCUGUUUCUCUACUGCCGCCGUCGUAGGCAGAAUCGGAAUUCCACGGACGAUAGUAAGACCUUUACCUCCGAGAAUAGCAAUAGGUUGCAUUCUACUAGUAAUAACAAUAAUCAUAACAAUCGCAAUGCUGAAGCGAGGAAGCUGAGGACAGGUUCUACUCCCAGUUCGGAGUUUCUUUAUCUGGGUACUGUGGUAAAUUCGCGGGGGAUUGAUGAGAACUCCAAUUCGCGGGGUAAUGGCAGGUUGGAUCCGCGCAGAAUGGACUCACCGGAGCUCCAGCCACUACCGCCACUGUCUAGGCAGGCCACGUCGCGGAACUUCGGAGAAGUGGGUUCAGUUACGGAGGAGGAGGAGGAGUUUUACUCGCCAAGAGGGUCGCUGAGCGGAACUGGAUCGGGGUCCAGGAGAGUAUUUGGGGGGAUUGCGGCUGAGGAGUUUGAAGUGAGGAGCAGUGGUUCUAGUACUUGUUCAUGUUCAUCCUCGAGUUCGGGAUCACCGGCGAGGUCUCAGUCAAUUAGUAUUUCUCCGCCGGUUAGUUUGAGCCCACGAAGAUCAGAGCCCAUAUCGCAGGAGACCGUGGGAGUUCAAGCGUCACCACAGCCAGAGCAACAGUUUGGAGUAUCAUCGGGUUUAUCACCGAGAAUUUCGAAUGCAUCAGAGAGAAAUGUGCGGUCGCCGCUGUCAAUGGCUUCUACCUCACCGGAAUAUCUAGGGUUUAUGAAGAACCCAGUCGAGCAAAACGUGCGUUCUCCUUCACUAUCUCCGGUUGCCACUUCUCCCGGUAGAAAUCAGUUAAAUAACCCUGAUGCAUCUCCACGAGUGCCUGUUGUUUUGGAUCGAAAUGUGCAGUCUCCUUCACUAUCAUCGGCUUCUACUUCGCCGGACAGUGGUGUGGCGGAGAACCCAGAUGCAGCUCCGAGAAUGUUUAAUGAUUUGGAUCGAAAUGUAAGGACUCCUUCGUUAUCUUCUGCUGCUAGUUCCCCGGGCAGAGGUGUAGCAGAGAACCAUGAUGCAUCACCGGAAAAAUCUAAUGAUCUUCACCGAAAUGCGAUGUCUCCGCCUCUGUCUUUGGCUUCUACAUCACCAGAUAGAGCUAUGACCAAGAAUUUGGAUGAACCACUGAUGAUGUUUAAUGAUUUGGUUCAGAAUCUGCAAUCUCCUUCACUAUCUUCAGCUUCUUCAUCACUGGGGAGAGGGUUUGAUGCAUCUCCAAAGAUUUCCAUUGUUCCCACUCGAGUAGCACUCUCUCCUUCACUAUCUUCAGCUUCUACGACAUCGGAGAGAGGUUUAGAUGCAUCUCCGAAGAUUUCCAUAGCUCCCGCGGGAGCAGAACUGUCUCCUUCACUAUCCUUUGCUGCUUCUUCUCCAGAUAGAGCUUUAGAGAAAAGCCGGUCUGCAUCUCCCAGAGUUUCAGACUGUACUAGGCGGUCUCCCUUGUCAUCUUCAGCUUCUUCAUCACCGGGCAGAGAAUCUGAUAGAAGUGCCGAGGCAUCGCCAAGAAUAUCCAAUGUAUCUGAUGGGAAAUUGAACUCACUUGUGAGAACCAGCAGUGGUUUAGAGACACCCAUCACAGCUCUGCCGCCGCCACUACCACCACCUCCUCCUCCACCUCCACCACCACCACCACCACCACGGCCAUUGCAGUCACAAAAGCCCUUUGAAAAUUCAGUUCCAUCAGGGCCUACUGUUCAACAGAUAUCAAAGCCACCUCCUCUUAUGCCCCCCUCAAGGCCUUUUAUGAUGCCAAACUCAAUAAUAAUAUCUCCACUAGGCUUGCCAGAAAGUUCUGAGCCUGUGGAGCAGGUUGAGGAGACUCCAAAGCCGAAGUUGAAGACAUUACACUGGGAUAAAGUGCGAGCCAGCUCUGAUCGUGAAAUGGUGUGGGAUCACCUCAGAUCAAGCUCGUUCAAGUUGAAUGAGGAGAUGAUUGAAACACUUUUUGUUGUGAACACCCCGAACCCGAAACCUAAGCAAGCAACUCCACGCUCCAUUCUUCCAUCACCAAACCAGGAGAACAGGGUGCUUGAUACCAAAAAAGCACAGAACAUUGCAAUCUUGCUAAGGGCACUUAACGUGACAGUGGAGGAAGUGUGUGAAGCCCUGUUAGAAGGUAAUGCCGAUACUCUUGGAACUGAACUUCUUGAAAGCCUAUUGAAAAUGGCUCCAACAAAAGAAGAAGAGCGAAAAUUGAAGGAGUACAGAGAUGAUUCACCUGUCAAACUUGGCCCUGCUGAGAAAUUUUUGAAAGCAGUUCUUGAUGUGCCUUUUGCAUUUAAAAGGGUGGACGCAAUGCUUUACAUAGCCAACUUUCAGUCCGAAGUUGAAUACCUCAAAAAGUCUUUUGAAACUCUAGAGGCUGCUUGUGAGGAAUUGAGAAGCAGCAGGAUGUUUUUGAAGCUUCUUGAGGCUGUGCUGAAGACUGGGAACCGUAUGAAUGUUGGAACAAACCGUGGGGAUGCCCAUGCCUUCAAGCUUGACACACUUCUAAAGCUCGUUGAUGUCAAAGGUGCAGAUGGGAAAACUACACUCUUGCACUUUGUUGUACAGGAAAUUAUAAGAACAGAAGGUGCUCGUCUUUCUAGCAGUAACCAACCUCCAAACCCCAAUUCAAGUGAAGAUGCUAAGUGUCGGAGGCUUGGUUUGCAAGUUGUUUCUGGUCUCUGUUCAGAGCUGACAAAUGUGAAGAAAGCUGCUGCCAUGGAUUCUGAAGUCCUUAGCGGAGAUGUCUGCAAGCUUUCUAGAGGGCUUGGGGAAAUCAAUGAAGUUCUCAGAUUAAAUGAAACAACGGAAUUGGAUGAAAGCAGGAAGAAAUUUUCAGAGUCAAUGAACAAGUUCAUGAAGAUGGCAGACGAAGAGAUUAUAAGGAUUCAAGCCCAAGAAAGUGUUGCUCUGUCUUUAGUGAAGGAGAUAACGGAGUAUUUCCAUGGAAACUCGGCAAAGGAAGAGGCUCACCCAUUUAGAAUCUUCUUGGUGGUGAGGGACUUUCUAACAAUUCUCGAUCGAGUCUGCAAGGAAGUUGGUAUGAUAAACGAACGGACAAUAGUUAGUUCUGCCCAUAGAUUUCCAGUUCCUGUGAAUCCGACACUGCCUCAAGUUUUCCAUGAAUUUCCUUCAAAGCGGCAGUACGGUGGUUGCUCUGAUGAGGAGACUUUAUCACCUUAAUGUUUAUAAUCCGUCUCAGGAGUCAGGAACAAAUCUUGGUUUCGAUUUGCCAGAAUUUUGGUGGUUUGGACAGUUGGAAGUA